AUGGCGACUACUGCUGCUGCUGCGGAUUACGACAGCAUAGUCGAUUCAAUUUGGAAAGAUCGAAUUGAACGAGCGUUAAAAUACGUUAGUCGAGCAAUCGAUUUAAAACAACGAUCCGAUGCUGCACCAUUGCUUGCAAAGAUUGCUGAACAAUACAAUCGCAUUCGUCGACCACGUAUUUUGUCCGAAAUGAUAUCCGAUGAAAAUCAUUCAUCUCUCUACACGAACUGUUCCUUCGAUGAACUUACUGGUGAUAAAAUGACCUGUUCGCUUUCGAUAUUACCACAAAUCGAUCAAUUACCAAAUAUGUUUACUUAUGUUUCCCUGCAGAGCAAUUUCUUAUGUGAUACGAUUACAAAUCUAUCUAAUUUAGUUUUUGAUGAAAAUGACGAAGACGUGAAAAAUCUUCUCAUUUCCAUACAGUCAGAUUCCUUCACCGAACAACAGCAAUCUAUUCGACUUUUUUCAUCUAUGAAACGUAUGAAUCGUUCAUCGAAAACGUCAUUUUUAAAUGAUCGGAACAAUGAAUUUAUAUUCGAUGAAGAACAUCUCUUGGAUUUAUUGAAACGUCUCAAACAACAAGCAGAACACACAUCAUCACCGAUGACAUCGGAUGACGAAGCCAAUUUGUUCAAUUCAUUAAUUAAAUUUUACCCAUCCUCCGCGGAUUUAAUCCGAGAUCGAUUUGGUACGAUAUUCGAAUCAAAACGUUUACCACCGAAAGAAUUCACUCCGAAUAUUGACAAUAGUUCAUUAGCACUUGAUACAACCUUAGAGAAUACAUUACACUCCUAUUUUAUGUUGUUCUGCCGACGGUGCCAUCGGUACGAUUGCUUUUUGCAUAAAGAUAAGCCAGUUACUCCGAUUUUGAAUAAACCAUCGAAAAUGUCCAAUCAUAUCUAUCGUCCCUGUAGUCUUCAAUGUUAUCAAAGAAAUCCGAAGUCGUGCUUUCAACAACGACGAGCCAAUCUCGAACUUAAACGAAGUUACAGCGAACUGUUGGAUAGUAAACCAUCGACAAAUGGUUUACACUCCAAACGUACGAAAUCUAAUUUGAUCAAAGCCGAUGAAAUUUCUUCGACAUUCGAUUUUAAUUUCUCUCGGAAUGGUUUGCUUUUCAAACCGUCCUUGAAACGCAAAUCAACGGAUGAAUUAGCGCACUGGUCAGUAAGUGACAAGUCAUUAUUCCGUGUUUUUUACAAAAUCUUUGGCGACAAUAUAUGUAUGAUCGCUGAUCUGAUCGAUAAGCCAUGCUCACAAGUUUAUACGUUUCAUUUAAAUGAAAUUGAAAUCAAUGAAAAAAAGUUAUUUCUACAAAAACAAUUAUCAUCCAUUGGACCUUUAUUAGACAUGACGACAUCGGAUUCGAUUGAUGUGAAAAUAAAUGGUGUCUAUAAGAAGAAGAUCAAUGGUGAUUCAGCCGAUAUGCAUGGAAUGGAGAAUGAAAUGAAUAUGUGCAAUGGUGAUGAUAAGGAUCAUCAACAAUUAACAAAUGGAAAUCGAUCUUCAUCAUCAUCGCGUCGUUCGCAUUCAUCUUCGCUUCGUCGUCAACGUAGUCACCAGCAUCUGCUACUAAGUCAUCAUAAUAAUUUGUUACAAGAACAAAAACGGCAUACCUAUUAUCCAUGCGACCAUGAUCGUUCACUCCCAUGCAAUGAACACUGCUAUUGUGUUCGUUCGGGGAAUUUUUGUGAAAAGUUCUGUUGCUGCGAGUCAACCAAAUGUGAUAAUCGCUUUCCUGGUUGUCGUUGUCGAUCAUCUUGUACCACAAAGCAAUGUCCAUGUUAUGCUGCAGCACGCGAAUGCGAUCCGGAUCUGUGUACACAAUGUGGCGCCGAUGAUUUUCGAAAUGGAAAUGCUAACAGUGACGAAUUAAUUACUAGAUCAACGUGUUCCUGUCAUAAUGUUGCCAUACAACGUAAUUUACAUAAACCAUUGCUAUUAGCAGAAUCAGAUGUUGCUGGUUGGGGAAUUUUCACUCAAGUGAACAUUCAACGAAACGAAUUCAUUGCUGAAUAUUGUGGAGAAAUUUUAACGCAAGAUGAGGGUGAAAUACGUGGACGAAUGUAUGACAUGAUAGGUACAAGUUUUCUAUUUGAUCUUAACGAAGAAUAUAUGGUUGACGCGACGCGUCGCGGAAACAAAAUUCGUUUUGCUAAUCAUUCAAUCAAUCCGAAUUGUUACGCGAAAGUCAUUAUGGUUAAUGGUGAUCAUCGAAUUGGAAUCUAUUCGAAACGAUUCAUAGCAGCAGGAGAUGAAUUGUUUUUUGAUUAUCGUUAUGGUGCCAAUCACCACUUACGUUUUGUUGGUGUAGAAAAACAUGAUCAUGGAGAUCAACCUGAUACACUGUUGCUGUGA
This is a messenger RNA of Adineta ricciae, 2358 nucleotides long. The record is from the annotation of a GenBank genome assembly. NCBI's taxonomy places the organism in Eukaryota, Metazoa, Rotifera, Eurotatoria, Adinetida, Adinetidae.